Messenger RNA from Chaetomium strumarium, 1437 nucleotides. Its product is annotated as Triosephosphate isomerase-like protein. Gene Ontology annotation, biological process: gluconeogenesis; glycolytic process; glycerol catabolic process. The coding region runs from base 192 to 1106 and encodes 304 amino acids. Gene Ontology annotation, molecular function: triose-phosphate isomerase activity. Gene Ontology annotation, cellular component: cytosol. The transcript has a single exon. The record is from RefSeq and is a predicted model, not a curated record. Lineage: Eukaryota; Fungi; Ascomycota; Sordariomycetes; Sordariales; Chaetomiaceae.
CCCGUAUCCGCAGCCUGUGCAACCUCAGGUCAACCGAGACCUCGGCGUUGUCACACAGCAGACACGGGAGCCAUCAUCAUCGACUGAGUGUCUAACAGAGACGCAACAGCUGUACCAAUCACCAACCAACCACGAACCAACAAACAAACAAACAAAAAACCAACAGAACAGAGAAGACAGUAAUUCCAACCAUGCCGACUCGCCCAUCCUCAGGGCACCGCCCCCUAAUCGGCGUCUCCACCAAGAUGUACUUCACCCACGCCCGAACCAACACCUUCAUCACCGCCGUCCUCUCCCACCACCUCCUCCUCACCAGUGACAUCCUCGCAAGCAUCGAUGCAUUCAUCAUACCCGACUUCGUCUCCCUCACCUCCGCCAUCGCAGCCAUCUCCGCCAUCUCCUCCAUCUCCUCUACUAUCACCAGCCACAGCCACAGCCACAGCAAUACUACUACUAUUACUACUACUAACAACACACUCCUGGUCGGCGCACAAGACUGCUCCCCCUCCACCCAUGAUUUCGGACCCUACACGGGCGAGGUCUCGCCUGCCGUGCUGAAGGAAAUCGGCUGCCGCAUCGUCGAGGUGGGGCACGCCGAGCGCCGGAGGCUGUUCGGCGAGACGGACGACGUGGUCCGGGACAAGGUGGCCGCUGCGGUGCGGAACGGGCUGUGGCCUUUGAUUUGUGUAGGUGAGGAACAACGACAUAUCGGUGAACUCGGGAGCGGAAAAAAGGGAGCUGUUGAAGUGGCGGCGGCGGAGGUGUUGAGGCAGGUGGCUGCUGCCCUUCGGGGGGUGGAGGACGAGAAUGCCGAGGUCAUACUGGCCUACGAACCUGUGUGGGCCAUCGGGGCUCCCGAGCCGGCGAGCGCUGAGCAUGUGAGGGGCGUGGUGAGGCGGGUGAGGGAGAGUGAGGUGGUCAGGGGACGGAAGGGGAGGACGAGAAUUGUGUAUGGCGGAGCAGCGGGGCCGGGGCUAUGGGAGAAACUGGAAGGAGAGGUGGAUGGGUUGUUUCUGGGGAGGUUUGCCCAUGAGCCGGAGCAGUUUGUAAAGCUGAUCCACGAGGUGGCCGGGUUAAGUGUUGACCGGUCAACUGUUAAGGGGUGAAGAGUGAAGGCUGAAGUUGGUAGUCUGUUCUGAAUGAUUGGCGGGCCGCAGAUGAUACCUCCCUGUCAAAUAUUACAGAUGUGGUUGUGCUCGCUAGGUCGGUUAUCAAAAGUCCCAGAGGACGCCUGCCCGGCAUUUGUUUGGCGAUUUACGGACCCGUCCGAGGGAAUGUGCCGGAAGGAUGGCUCGAAUGGGCACGCCGAUGAACGGUAAUAACCGACUAACUGGCUUGAGAGAUUUGAUAAAGGACAGAUGGAGGUUAUCAUAGCUGCUCUGCUUGAGACUUAGCUGGUUAGGAGGAGUUGGAUCCCAUCGACAGGUGCACCUUCAA